Messenger RNA from Triplophysa dalaica, 1452 nucleotides. It is a transcript of the gene surf6, whose product is annotated as surfeit 6. The transcript has 5 exons. Gene Ontology annotation, biological process: ribosomal small subunit biogenesis; ribosomal large subunit biogenesis. The record is from RefSeq and is a predicted model, not a curated record. Gene Ontology annotation, molecular function: DNA binding; RNA binding. Gene Ontology annotation, cellular component: nucleolus. Lineage: Eukaryota; Metazoa; Chordata; Actinopteri; Cypriniformes; Nemacheilidae. The coding region runs from base 195 to 1274 and encodes 359 amino acids.
CGCAAAUUGACAUGCACGUGGAAAAAAUGUUCUUAACAUGUUGCGUAUCUAACACCAUUAUUUAGGGUGUUUUUCUAUAUUUAAGUGUUCUGGAAUAGAGUGAUGUUUUAUAUUUUUCCAUAGUCUUUAUUCUUCAACUGAUCGGUGGAUUGGGGCGGUGAAACUUCAUUUGAUUUCUUUGAGCCUGAGAAAAUAUGGCCAGUCUCGCUGCAAAGUACGAUUACUUGGAGAAGUUGACACGUAAAGUAUGUGUAUCCAAAAAUCAGGAGCCAAAGAAAAGACCCUAUGUUCCAUUCCAAGGCAAACAGACAAAUGAUGGUGCUCCUCCGAAGAAAAAGAAGAACAAGCAAAACCCAACAAAAGGAGAUCAAAUUAAGGCAAAUCAGAAGAAACCAGUUGUAAAGACUGUACCUGCGGCACCUCCAACACAGAGAAAACCACUCCAGAAUGGCACCCCCGAAACACAAAAGAAACCUGAGGGUGGAUCAUCACAGGAAUAUAAUGCUAUAGAUAUUCUACGCCAGAGGCUUCAUCAGAAGAUUGAGGAGUCUCGUGGACAGGGUGCCCCUAAAGAUCCAACCUCAGAAGAGGUAAAGAAAAAACGGGAAAAACGGAAGCAAGAAAGGGAGCGUCAGAAAAGAAAAAAGAAAGAGUUCAGGAUGAAGAAGUUAGCAGAGAGUGUAGCUUUGCAGGCAGGAGAGGAGGACAAGAAAACUGAAACGAUGGAGCCCAAGGCCGACUCUUCCCCAACCAAACCUUCCAAAAACGAACAGAGCUGCAUAGUUUUCAACAAGGUGGAGGUUGGGGAAGAAUAUGUGGACAAACAAACAAAGCUAAUGGAGAAGAAAAAGAAAAGAAAAGUGAAAGGAACUCUGACUCCGCUGACCGGGAAAAACUACAAGCAGCUUUUAACGCGUGUUGAGGCAAGAAAUGCUCACCUAGAGAAGCUUCGAGAAACUGAUGAGGCUAAAGCGAAAAAAGAGGAAGAGAAGAUGAGGUGGACCAAUGUUCUCUACAAAGCGGAGGGUAUGAAGAUUAAAGACAAUGAGGACAUGUUGCGAGCAUCACUGAAGAGGAAGGAGAAAAUUAAAACUCAGAAGAAGAAGAAAUGGGCAGAGAGGAGUCUGCAAGUGGUGGAAAAGAUGCAAAGGAGACAAGACAAGAGGCGAAAGAAUAUUAAGAAACGCAGACAAGCCAAGGUUGAUAAGCACAAACAGAGGGCAAGGAAGAAGGGUCGUGUGUUACCUGCAGAUCUAAAGAAGGCUUCCUUAUAAACAGAAUGUAUAUGUGCAAAAACAUGGAACUAGUAUAUGCAAAUUCUCGUGAAAUUGUCAAUACUUUGCUUGUGAUAGAUUUCAAUGUGAUGUAUGUGGCAUAAAGAGACUCCCACAACAGGAGAUUUGCAAAUAAUCGUAUAAUAUUUCAUUGUGAAUAAAUUUCGGCUUUAUUAAA